GUUCACUUCCAAGCACGUCUGCGUGGAACUGAGAGCACUUCAUGCUGCAGUCAGUUCUGAAGAAACAUUUUUAUUUUUUAUUUUUUCCUCACCCAUAACACAGAGUUAAAGACUGGAGGCUUUGCGCAAAGCGCCAGUGCGCCUGGUGACUUGCGUUUACUUUGUCAGUGAAUAUUUCUGUGGAAAUAUUUGGACUGUUUGGUGGCAGGUUCGGCACAAUUAUAAUGUGGGGGAUCCAUAGGACUCGGUACGCAGACUGCAAUGGCUCUGAAGCAAGUAAGGAGGCAGAAAUUGUGGUGAACAUCGGCGGGGUGAAACAGGUGUUGUAUGGGGACGUGUUGAAUCGCUACCCGGAGACUCGACUGUCAGAAAUGGUAGACUGUUCGCUCAAGUCCUCUGAAGAACUAUCUUCACUAUGUGAUGAUUAUGACCCCGACACGGGAGAAUUUUAUUUUGACAGAGACCCUGAAGCAUUUAAAUGCAUCAUUGAGUUGUACUAUUAUGGCGAGAUUCACAUGAAAAAAGGCAUCUGUCCAAUUUGUUUCAUGAAAGAGAUGGAGUUCUGGAAAAUUGACUCGGAUUUUCUAGAUGAAUGUUGUAAAAGCCACCUAAAAGAGGUAGAGGAUGAACUUGCAGAGAUUGCUGAGAAAGUAAGAACUAUCCUUGUGGACCGAGAGGGAGAUCCUUCUGCAGGAGGAUGGCAGCGCUUUCAGAUAUCGCUCUGGAGGCUGAUGGAGAAGCCAGAAUCCUCGCUGCCAGCGCACAUAAUCGCUAUAGUUUCUUUCAUCUUUAUCCUCAUUUCUUCAGUUGUUAUGUGCGUUGGGACCAUCCCCGAUCUGCAGGUUGAAGACUCAGAGGGUAAGCUCACAGAGCACCCAACUCUGGAGGUCAUAGAGACUGUGUGCAUCGGCUGGUUCACUAUUGAAUACAUCCUUCGCCUGAUCUCCUCCCCAAAUAAAAUAAAAUUCGUCCUGGCUUUCAUGAACAUCAUUGACUUCAUGGCGAUCAUGCCCUUCUUCGUGGUGCUGAUUCUGACCUCCUUCGGCGCGGGAGUAAUGGAGCUGGCGAACGUGCAGCAGGCUGUGCAGGCUUUACGCAUAAUGCGCAUUGCGCGCAUUUUCAAGCUGGCUCGCCAUUCCUCUGGACUCCAGACCCUCACAUCUGCCCUGAAGAGUAGCUUUAAAGAGCUUGGACUGCUCCUCAUGUACAUGGGCGUGGGGGUCUUCCUUUUCUCUGCAUUAGGCUACACCAUGGAGCAGAACCACCCUGACACACUGUUCACCAGCAUCCCACAGUCGUUCUGGUGGGCUGUGAUCACCAUGACCACCGUUGGCUAUGGGGAUGUGUACCCCAAGACCACUUUAGGUCGGUGUAAUGCAGCCAUCAGCUUUCUGUGUGGGGUUAUCGCCAUAGCGCUGCCCAUUCACCCCAUCAUCAACAAUUUUGUCUUGUUCUACAACAAGCAACAGGUGCUGGAGACUGCGGCCAAACACGAGAUUGAACUGAUGGCGUUGCGCACCGGCGAAGGCGAGCUGACGGCUUUACCCGGGGCUCAUAAACACAUUUGCGGCGCCGGGGUCUGGGACAGCUCAAUGGACUCCUGUCAAAGCGAUAAAUACAUACCUUUGCUGAAAGAUCCCAGAGGAGAUGCAAGAAUCCGGACCCCAAGCAUGGAAACAAGCUUCGAGAGCACAGCCGAGGCCACUGAAUAUUUUAUCUCAUGAAAAGAGAACACAUCAACAGGAUAACAUCACACGAAUCGUUCAUUGCAUAAGUCACAAAUGUUGGGUAGCGAUACGAUGAUGUUAAGACUGUAAAUAGCCUUGUAGAAAUAAUAACACCGCAAUGAUGCAUUCUUUAAAUGGACAUAUGUGACUUGAUGAGCUGCGCCUUUGCGCAGUGAGUCGUACUGAUUCAACAGCCAGUUCACGGAUCCCCCAGUCUUAUAUAACAACCUUAUACCUGUAUUAUUUCACACGUAUACUGUAGACUGCUCUGUAGCUUAUUUCUCUGUGUAUCACCAUUAUUUAUUCAUCAUUGAUAUUUUUUUAAAGAGAGGCACACAGCUUCUUUAGGGGAAAUCAUGAAACAUCACAACAAAGCUGAUAUAAUUCUACACAUUUCAGCGAAGUCACAGGUUGCUGCUAGAUUUGGCUACAUGAAAUGAAACCAGGAGGGUUUGUCAUUUCUAUCUGUGCCUGUGAUCUGCAUCAGUAAGAUUUCUGUAUCUGACGCUGUGCGACUGUGAGGUAAUAUAUACGCUAUAAGAUAAAGCUCUUCUUGUGCGCAGGAAUAAAGCAGCAGCUCUGUCAUUUGCCAGAAUUCCUUGUUGAGCUCAUGUUGCAAGCAUCGGGGACCUCACAAGCUUCUCUGGCUGCGGGACAUAUUCUUAUAAUGGGUUUAAAUUUUGCAGCAGCUGUCACCUCUCUCUUUAUGUUCAGAGGAAUCAACUUGAGGUUAUGAACAAGAGAAAGAAGCAACAGGCGGUGAGGUUAAACGAAUGGCAAAAGUAGGUUAUUAAUAAAAACCAAAACGAAUGAAAAAUGAACCGAGCUGUCUGGAAAAGCGUGUCAAUGCAUUGCUGUUCUCAUUUUGAUUAAACUUGAAAGCAUGCUG
Messenger RNA from Melanotaenia boesemani (Boeseman's rainbowfish), 2616 nucleotides. Its product is annotated as potassium voltage-gated channel subfamily F member 1-like. The record is from RefSeq and is a predicted model, not a curated record. Lineage: Eukaryota; Metazoa; Chordata; Actinopteri; Atheriniformes; Melanotaeniidae. The coding region runs from base 225 to 1724 and encodes 499 amino acids. Gene Ontology annotation, biological process: protein homooligomerization; potassium ion transmembrane transport. Gene Ontology annotation, cellular component: voltage-gated potassium channel complex; membrane. Gene Ontology annotation, molecular function: voltage-gated potassium channel activity. The transcript has a single exon.